CUAGCUAGCUUCUUAGUACUUAAAACCUCGCACUGCGACACUCUGACUUCGUUCUCAUCUUUCUCAAUUUUCAUUAAAGAAGAAAUGGCUUGGCGCUCUUCUGGAUCUCUAUCUCGCGCGCUCAUUUCCUCUGUUAGGUUUUCUUCUCUCCGAUCGUCUCCUUCUCUUCCUCGGCUUCGCCUGCCACCUCUCACCGCUCGACCUCGCCUUCAAUCUCGUCGGCUUGCAUUUUCGACUUCCAGGAAUUUGGGAGAACUGGGAUGCACACAGUCUCUUCUGCCCAUGCACAGCAUCAUGGGUGCUACCUGCCUGACAUCACACCUCUGUGUUGGCGCACGGGCUUUCUGCGAGCUUUCUCAUGGUACUUGAGUGAUCUCCAGUAGAAGCACACAUGUGAGCAAUUCUAUGUGGGGUGAAGUUGGGUAGAGAGAGUGUGUGUGAGAUAGAGAGAGUUUCUGGUAACUUCAUUUGGUAGGUGGAUGUAAUAACAAAAUAUUUCUAGCUGUUCAGGGAAUUCAUCCUAUUUCUCCACACAGUACUCGGUUUGCUUAUUGAUUCCCUAAAAUUAUCAAUUGCUCAUCAUCUGACCUUCACCAAUCAGAGUCGAGCGUGUCACCGUUUGAAGGGAACAGUUCAAAUCACGUAUCCAAUAAUCGACACGAAGUAGAAUCAUGUGGGAGCGCAAUAGCAACAGGCACAUGGGAUUGCCGAAGCCGAUUUGAUUGACACUAACAUAUCAUGUUUAUAAAGCCAGGUUUAUGGUUUAUGGUUUAUGGUUUUAUUUGGUCCACAAUGUAAUGUAAUUCAUGUAUGGCUGCUUGCAGGUGCACUUGGAGAUCUUUAUUGAUUUCUACGGCCCAUAACCUCAGCCUACUAGCUGGUGGUGUUGUUUCCUACAUAUGGACUGGCCCCCUCCUGCUUCCUCUGAUAAAAACUUGUCAGGAAACCCAAAAUACUACCUGCUAUUCAACAAUGGGGACCUUCAAACCCCAUCACUUAUUCUUCCCCCCACCCUCCAUAAGGAACUUGAUUGGAAAUGGUAACAGAGUAAGGACAGAAAUGGUCUCUCCAGUCUCGAUCUAUGACCCCAUCUAAGGUUUUAAUGUUCAUUUGCAGCAACGAGUCUUGGAAAACGGGCUGAGUUUGAAGAUUCCUCCUUAAGGAUUCAGGUUUUUCUUCAAACAAUUUUUUGAUUAUUUCCUCUUAGCUACAAUUCUUUUACCUUAGAAGUAACUGAACUUUUAGCUACAACGUUAAAAGCUGAUUUUUUUGGGCUAAUUGAUAUUCAUAGUGGAAGGGUUAAGUCAGUGGCAGGAAGAAUGGAGAGAUUUUUCAAUCUCAAAUGAGUGGUUGUCAGGCUUUCUUUAAAAUGCCUUAGUUGAUGCCUCAUGAUUCAACCUUUUCAGGUUUUUUCUUUUUGACAGUCUUCUGAGGCAAGUCUCCCUACAUUGCCUUUUAUUUCACAUUCACUUUCACAUGUGAAGGUUUUCAUAAUCUAUUCUCCCACUAUUUACAUUUGCUUAAGAAUAUCUAUACUAUAUUUCAAUUUUUUGUCAUGAACAAUGCUGUCAUCCAGAGAAAACAACUCACACAAGUUCUAGUCAAUUCACUCUUAAGACACAAAAUAAAGCAACGAGCAAAUCGAACAGAAUUAGACAACAUUAGUUAAGUUCAUGAAGGGUAAAGAUCCAAAUGUCCUCUUCCCCUUUCUCUUCGCACCAGGAGACAGGAAGAGAAAGAUCCUGUCUUAGCCUAGCCUAAAGUUUUGCAGACAAGAUCACAUGAAAUGAGGACCCGAAGGAAAUCGCUUGGUUGUAGAGAUAUGUGUUGCCAACAUCAGCCUUGGAAAAGAAUCCCACAAAAGUAGUUUUAAAAGUGAUUCGGUUUACUUGUGUUGGAUAAGAAGUGUACUCCUUCGAUGCAUUGGAGGGACAAUUCAAACAGCUUGUUAGAUUGUGAUUGAUAUUGAUGUUGCGUUUUGUACAACUUUCAAUCAUGUAUUUUCUCAAAAGUUUCCCAAAAACAAGUUUUGUGUAAGGUUGGUAUAGGGCUCCUAAAGAUGUGGCUAAGAAGGUAGCAAUACAAAGACAAAAGAAGAAUCAACAUUAUCUCGAGUUUGAAUAUUGACCAAUCUUUCAUUACGCAA
Molecule: messenger RNA, 2146 nt
Organism: Cucurbita maxima (winter squash)
Lineage: Eukaryota; Viridiplantae; Streptophyta; Magnoliopsida; Cucurbitales; Cucurbitaceae
Exons: 8
Coding region: 85-369 (94 amino acids)
Source: RefSeq, a predicted model, not a curated record